GCGUACGAUAUUUUCUGCGUAAUACCGUACGUACCAUUCGCGCGUGUCACGAGUGAUUUUCUGUGGAAGAAAAGAUAUGCCAAGAAAGUUCGUGAAAAAUGAAUCAUCGCCAUCACAAUCACCAUCUCCACCGCCUCUGUCCACUCGUCUGGGUCCGGGACCGGACAAUCUCUAUGGGAAAGCAUUCCGCCGUGCUCAUACCGCGUCUCGAUGCCAAAACAAUCUGGCAUUGGGCAAGGAAUGAUCGGAGCCAACCAGGGAGAAUACUAAUAUAAAUAUAAAACAUACCUCUGUCAUGGACCAACACGAGCAUCGAUCGGUGUCGCCGCAAAACGCGGGGGCCGAGCGAGAGCGGCUUGGUGGGGGGCCGACAGCGACGAGCGACGACGCCGAUCCGGUGCGACAGAGCCACAGCAUCCCCCUCCAGGAUCUUCCGUGCGACGCCUUUGCCCUAGUCGUCAGCUAUUGCCCCGACCUGGAAUCCCUCACAAACCUCGGAUCUGCGAGCCACCCGCUGGGGAGGAUGGUCUUCCGCCAGAACCUGCUGAAUUGCGACCGCUGCCGGAUCCCCCUCUUUGCCGACGAGAACCUGUCGUCGAGGACCCCCCACACGAGGGCCUUUUCGUGCUCGGUCUGUCGCUCCACGCUGUGCGGCUACCAGCUCUUCGAUUACGACCGGCGCAACUGCAAGCCCCAAAAAUGCGACGGCUGCGGGAGCAUCGAGUGCCGGGCCUGCAUGGAGGCCCACACCUCCGACGAACACGCCGACGGAUACGGGACCGAGAACUAUUGCAAGGCCUGCCAGGGGGAAUUCGAAUUCGGCAUGGGGGGUUGCUGAUCGGGGCGGGAGUGUCGCGGGUUUUCGAUGACCAGUGGGGAACGCUCCAGCGUACAGCUGCUGACUAUUUUGGGCUAUUGCGCGGUGCCAUGCUAUGCUAUACUCAUACUCAUACUCAUAAUUCUAAACACGUUCUGCCAAGACAUCGCUGUGUACAAUACGAAGUAAAUCCUCUAGUUACUG
Messenger RNA from Pseudo-nitzschia multistriata, 1021 nucleotides. NCBI's taxonomy places the organism in Eukaryota, Bacillariophyta, Bacillariophyceae, Bacillariales, Bacillariaceae. The record is from the annotation of a GenBank genome assembly.